GUUUAUAAAUAGAGUGUCCCCCGUGUGCGGUGUGCGUUCUAACCGGAAACCAAUAAAAUUCCAAUCGGAAGUGAAGAUCUAAACAUUCGUAUGCCAAAAAUGGCGUCGAAGGUAAAGGCCAUUUAUAGUUUUGAAGGGGUAAGCGAGAACAACGAGCUAACAAUUUCCGAAGGAGAGAUUCUGACUGUAACUAAUCCGAACAUCGGAGACGGUUGGUGGGAAGGGGUUAAUUCCCAUGGAGUCAAAGGCUUGUUCCCGACGGCGUAUGUUGAGCCAAUAACAAUAAGCAAUGCUCCAUCGGCUCCACCAGCUGCCGCUCUAACACGUCAGCCCAGCCAGUAUAGUUCUGGUAAUGAUAACGAGGCAGAUGAUUGGGAGGAUGAAUGGGAUGAUGAUUAUGACCAGCAAUCAAUAAAUUCAGGAGGUCAACCCAAUGCCAAUGGCGAGGUCCGGCGGAGAGUGUCCUCCGUCGGUCGGAGUGCCACAAUUAAAAAGAGUUUUAAUAGGUUUUCCAUAUUUGUAAAGUCUGGAGGAGAGUCAUUCUUACUUGGUGCAACUAAUUCUGAAAACAAAACAAUCUUGGCAAAUGAUGUUUCCUUAAUUAUUGAGACAAGCGAGGGUGUGGAAUGGGACGAGCUGCGAGAUCCUUUCACCUGCGUGGUUACCCAGCCGGAAAAGAAAAGCAAAUUUAAGGGAAUGAAGCACUUCAUUGCCUACAACGUUACACCAUCUUCCACGGGCGUUUCUGUCAGUCGCCGAUUCAAGCAUUUUGAUUGGCUGUACUGUAGAUUACUAGAAAAAUUCACCUGUUUGUCCAUUCCGCCGAUUCCUGACAAGCAAAUUACAGGAAAAUAUGCGGAAGAGUUCAUUCAGAAACGACGUGAACAGCUGGAGAGGUGGUUAAACCGGUUGUCUAGACAUCCUUUGGUUUCGAAAAGCGAAGUUUUCCAGCAUUUUUUAUGUUGUAAAGAAACUGAAAAGGAAUGGAAAGCUGGAAAAAGGAAAGCCGAAUGCGACAAACUUUGUGGAGCUGCUUUCUUCCUAACUGUGGAAAGUCCAACGACAGCCAUAUCCAUUGAUGAGGCCGACAUGAAGAUUGAGGAAUUCUCACAGUUUACAAAAACAAUGGAACAAUGUGUUCAUAGAUUUAAUGAAAGAUGUCAGUCGUACGGUGUCAAAUAUGACGGAGUGUUCAAAAAUUCUCAUAAAAAGUUCGGCUCAUCGUUCACUCAUCUCAGUUUAGCAUUUGAACAGCAUCAGUCUAAAUAUUCACAACCGUUAACACAAGCGAUCGCGCACACCGGCAGGACAUAUGACGAGAUUGGGGAAGCCUUUAGUGAGCAGCCCAGAGUGGAUCUUCUUCGCCUGAUGGAAGGGCUCCAAGAAUACGCCGGAAUUCUCACUACUUUUCCUGAGAUAAUUAACAUUCACAAGUCGACGGUGGAGAAGGUAAAAGACGUGGAAAGAAAAAAAGAUGACGAAAAAGUCGAAGAUGAUCUGGUCGAGCAAGUUACAAAUCGAGCAAAUGUUAUAACGAACGUCACGUUAUCUGAAAUUAAUCUAUUCCACAAGCAAAGGGUGGUUGAUUAUAAGCAAAUGAUGCAAAGUUUUCUUCGAGAACAAAUUAGUUUUUAUCAAGGGAUUGUAGACAAACUUCAAGACUCGUUACAAAUGUAUGACAAUGUAUAGUCUGAACAUCCAUCAAACUGCUGGGACAGCGAGCAUCGUGUUGUGAUCAUCGUCCUAGUUAUAUACCAAACUAGACUUAGAGCAUUAACGAAACUGGUUGAAACCAUGGGAAAUAGCGAAUUCAGAAGCUCUAUCCCUGCAGAACCAUAUAAAACGUGAAAAAUUGCUCGUUCCAACACUGCCACCAUGUUAUUUGGUCCUGUAAACGUAAUUCGCUGCUCGCUCCGAACUAAAUUUCCGGUAGAUUCGACUGGUUUGUUCAUAUGUAUGAUUGGGGAAAAAUUGGACCUACCUUGAAAAACUGUCAUUUUCGCGCAUGCAUUCUCUUCAACAGCCUUCACAAACUAAUUUAAAGUAAUUGGAUAUUCCAAUGUGCAUUGCACUGCUAGCCUGGCUGGUCCUAUUGGUUAGUCCUCGCGGGUCCUGCCCAGUUACCCGCAUACCCGAAUGCAUGCACUUGGAGAUCGUUUAUGAAAUCAGAUAAUCAGAACUCGUUGAUUCGGUAUUAAUAAAUUGACAGAAGUGUGUUCCGAGGAAAAAAACGUAUAGCAAAAAGAAAAAACAUUACUUUAGAUAUAGUUUCUAAUGGAUCUAUUUCACUGCACAAAAAUUGAAUGCUUUUAUAAGCCUUUAUAUAUAUUAUAUAUUAUUUAGAUUAGAGUAGGAAUUAAUUCAUAUUCUGUUAUUUCUGUACAUAUAUAGCUUUUAAAAAUAUUGUUUAGUAAGUUAAUUUUAGAUAACAAUUGAUUUUAUGUGUCUGUAGCUUACAUGUG
Messenger RNA from Dendronephthya gigantea, 2462 nucleotides. RefSeq names its product sorting nexin-33-like. The record is from RefSeq and is a predicted model, not a curated record. Gene Ontology annotation, biological process: plasma membrane tubulation; endocytosis; endosomal transport. Lineage: Eukaryota; Metazoa; Cnidaria; Anthozoa; Malacalcyonacea; Nephtheidae. Gene Ontology annotation, molecular function: phosphatidylinositol binding; protein binding. Gene Ontology annotation, cellular component: cytoplasmic vesicle; plasma membrane. The coding region runs from base 91 to 1689 and encodes 532 amino acids. The transcript has 17 exons.